AUGUCGCGACGAGACAGUCGGGAUUCCGACUCAAGACGACAUCGUUCCAGAUUUGACAGAGAACCCAGUCCUAAGAGGUCUAGGAGGGAUGGAAAAGACGAAAAAGAGAGAGUCACCAGCAAAAGUAAUUCGGAAAGUGCAAAGCAGUCUGACCAGGAUCAAAAGCACCAGCCCAGGCUGCAAGAUACAUUGCCACUUGAAUCCCCAUUAGCAACUGACUCGAAGGUUGAAAAGGGGGCAUCCAGAAAAGAGUCUGAUAAGAAACCCAGUGGACAUCUAGAAGGAACCAAACUCUCUUCUGAUCCAACUGAUGUACCCCGGUCACGAUCUUAUUUUCAGCACGAUGAGCGUGGUAAUGCCAGGCAAGUUGAUCGAAGCUCUCGUCGUGGUUCAGCUGCCGAACGUGGAUCGUGGAGGGAUUCCAAGGAUAGGUAUGAUGAUAGGACAGUGAGCAAGACAACAACUAAUGAUUCACGGCCAAAAAAUGAGAAACCCAAGGGGGAUGAAAACAGGACCUGGCGCCAUAAUGGGUUCUUUGAAAUGGAGGCUAAUCCACCACCGGAAAGGAAAAGACCUGCAUUCAGGGAGAAGAAGAUUCCACUGGAGUCUGAAAAUGGUGACAAAACAACUGCAGAGAUUGCAAAGUCAAACCAUCCUGAUGCAGAAGGAAGUAGAAAAAGGGAGGAAAGAGGCAACAACCCACGCCACUUGGAUAGAUCUGAGAAGCAAUUUACAGGAGAGAGGUUGCCUUACAGGGGAGAGGCACAGCAGGGUUCCUUUCCUUCGAGAGAAAGGUACACUGAUGGUGCCGGCCGCAACUAUAGAGGAAGAGAUAGAUUCAGUGGGAGACAAGGGUUUCAAUCUAGUGGUGGUCGCGGUGAGAAAUGGAAGCAUGAUUUAUAUCAUGAGGCCAACAGGAGCCCAACACCGAAAAAUGAAGAGGAUCAAAUUGCAAAGGUGGAAACACUUUUGGCUUCAUAG
Molecule: messenger RNA, 981 nt
Organism: Prunus armeniaca (apricot)
Lineage: Eukaryota; Viridiplantae; Streptophyta; Magnoliopsida; Rosales; Rosaceae
Source: the annotation of a GenBank genome assembly